Messenger RNA from Symbiodinium sp. CCMP2456, 1784 nucleotides. The record is from the annotation of a GenBank genome assembly. NCBI's taxonomy places the organism in Eukaryota, Dinophyceae, Suessiales, Symbiodiniaceae.
GUGUGGUUGCGUCGUUGUCCUCGUGCUGGUUUGGGAAAUCGCUGCCAGCUGUUUGGGCGAAGAUUGCGCGAAAGAAGAGACAAACCUGGUGCAAGUUUCGAGGCCUUGGAAGCGUUCUGGAUGGUGGAAAGGUGGCAAGCGUUAUGGUUACUAUGGGAGCAAGGACUUAUGAGUACCCUUUGACCGAGCUCCAAGUCGCCACUCCGGAUGAUACCACAGAAAUGAUCAGUCGAUGUUCAAGUUUAGGAAUUGCUUAUGUGAACACCUCAGAAGAAGCCACUUGCAUCAUCAACUCCAAUGGAGAGGGGUAUAACUACGGCAACGUUGCAGACACCAGCGCCUGCCCCUACCCAGCUGGGGCCACGCCAUGGAUGACGAAUGCCGAGUGCCUCAGCAAUUACACGAAAUGGAUCGACAAGGGAGUCACGGAAGUCACGUUGGCAGACGGUACCACUGCCAUGACCGGCAUUGGCCAUGGAGUCUUGGAGGGGGUUCGUGGCUUGUGUGCAAUCAUCUACUACGAAGCGACCGGCAAAACAGUGGUGAUUUUCCAAGUGGACAUCCGGUCCUGGUCAUUGGAAAUGACGCAAGCCACAUGGGAGUAUUUGACAGAGAUGACAGAUGUAGGAUCGAUUCCAGAACCAGUCGUUCCGAACGAACUGCAGGAUUUCAACAAGCAUUCCACCUACUGGAAGUCUGGGCUGAGAUUGGCGCCGGCAGAUUUUUCCUUUCUGUUUCUAGUGGGUGAAGGAUUUGAAGUCAACACGCUGUACUCGGUUUCUGUGGAGACGAAUGAGCCCGGCGGAGUCGGCCACGUCAUCAUUUCAAGUGCAGGCGCCUUCCAGGAAGAACCAUCCAGGCCUUCGGCAGCAUGCACGAUGUAUUCAGAAAAGCAUUCACGGAGGAGUUGGCAGUGGAUGAGCCCGACUGCCGCAAACAGCAGCAGCUUCUUUGCUAUUUGCGUUACUGGGUACGGUGGCCGUGCGUACGUGGCUGAUGCCUUGACAGUGUUCAGCGAUGGCCAACCACAAGAGAUGUGCAACCCAAGUAACAGCACUGCGGUCAUAGCAGAUUGUCACUGUCUGGCUGUAGACGGUGACCCUGGAAACUCCAUCUGUGCAGCUGGAGAGUGUUGUUGGGAAGACCUCCGGUGUCGACAUUGCUCCGGCGGGUCGAGACCUGCGACACCCAUGCUUGAGAGUUGGGCCCUUCUUCACUGUUUUUUGGCAUGCUUCGGAGUUGCUCUUCAACUGAUUGUGCAUGUAACGGAAGCAACUUACCAGCGGCAGCAUUUAAUGCUGGCGAGCUGCAUUUUUCAGUGUGUUGGAGCAGGAUUCAGCUUUGGACCUUUGGUAAACAGUAGUGCCCACGCUGGAAGCCUUGGUGAAUGGCAUGUGAUUCUAGGCUCAGUUGCAGUAGGCUGCAGCAUAUAUCUUAUCAUAUGGAGCUGGGUUCGGGACGACGCACAAAGUGUGUUUGCUUUGCUGCAAUCGUGUGCAGUUCUGAUACUGGGCUGGCUUACAGCGGGUCUUGGCUGCGUUGCAAAGGCAGAAAGACAGUGGAGAGCGUUAAACAAUGUAUUAGUGUUGGUCAUCUUUCUUCUCAGUUGCGUGUACGCGGUGACGUUAUGGAAUCGCAAGCGAAGACGUUUUGGCCAGCUGGGUGCAGAACGUGGGCAGAUUGAAAUCCCACACUCACACUCAGACACUUCGUGUCGUGCCGCAGUGGAGCAGAUGAGUGUUGCCGAUGCUUCGACCAUGUCCCUACGUCCUCGGGGUGCUUGA